This is a messenger RNA of Nerophis lumbriciformis (worm pipefish), 2656 nucleotides long. RefSeq names its product family with sequence similarity 78 member Ba (gene fam78ba). The record is from RefSeq and is a predicted model, not a curated record. NCBI's taxonomy places the organism in Eukaryota, Metazoa, Chordata, Actinopteri, Syngnathiformes, Syngnathidae.
AGCAUCUCCAAAAGCAAAUAACCCACCGAGGCGAACCGCACCGAGCAGAUGAUGCUUUUAGGGUAGACAUUGUCACAAUUUUGCACCUCGUUUAUCAUUCAUGCAUCUGUCAGAAUGGAAGAAGACCGCUUUAAAAUAGCCUGCGUCUCUCCAUCACAAACCUCCCCGGCUCGUUUGAUGGAGAUCCUUUUCAUUUAGGUCAAAGCGAUGCAGAGGUUUAUCUUUUGAGGACCCCGCACGGAUGUAGCGCCAGGCGAACAAAAGGCGUCCUCCCCACCCACCCCACCACCUUCGUCUGGCUGGCGCACCUGGCUUGCCCCCCUGUUGCCUCCUGACAUGACAGCGGCGCGGAGCCGAGUGCAGAGGAAUAAAGGAGCCGGCGGACGCACGGCGGACACUCGGCCGCAGCAGAUCGCAGCUUGUGGGGACGAGCGCCAAGGGCAGUGCGGCAGUCAGCAGGCAGACCUGGGGGAAGAGGAGGCUGCAGUGAUCCGCGGUACUCCCCCCCUUAACCCCUACACCACCUCCACAGCAUCCCCAAUAUAUCCCAGCUGAUUCGAUGGCGGAUGAAUCCUGACUGCUUUCCCACUUUUCUAGCUCUGAGGCGCUUUUAAAAAGCCGUUUUCAGGCAAGGCUGGAACCUGGAGGGGGACUGAUGUGCAUGUUAGCCAGGCGUCAUUUGCUCCCUUGGUUUUUGUUCACUCUGCUGGUCACCUGCACCAUGGGAUGUAUUCAAAGCAUCGCGUGCAAGCCCCGCAUCAGACGGGAGAAUAUCGUGGUGUACGAGGUGUCAGCCUCCAUCGACCAGUGCCCCACCGUCAUCGAGGAGAACUCGCCCAUCGUGCUUCGCUACAAGACGCCGUACUUCAGAGCCUCAGCAGGAGUUGUCAUGCCGCCAGUGCCCCGGAAUGAAACUUGGGUGGUGGGCUGGAUCCAAGCGUGCACCCAAAUGGAGUUUUACAACACAUACAGUGACAUUGGCAUGUCCAGUUGGGAGUUGCCGGAGCUGCGAGAGGGUCGGGUCAAGGCCAUCAGCGACUCGGACGGCGUCAGCUAUCCCUGGUACGGAAACACCACCGAAACGGUCACCCUAUCCGGCCCUACCUCGAAACCGUCCCGCCUGACGGUCAGCAUGAAUGACAACUUCUAUCCAAGCGUGACGUGGGCCGUUCCCAUCAGCAACAGCAACACGCCGAUGCUGACCCACAUCACCAGGGAUCAGAGCUUCAUCACAUGGCUGGUGGCCAUGAACUCCAUCACCAAGGAGCGCAUUGUUCUACAGACGGUGCGUUGGCGGAUGAGGGUGGACAUCGCUGUGGACCCCGACAUGCCUCUGGGCUCACGAGCUUCACUGGUGGGCCGGCCUUAUCAGGAGCAGCCGCACAUCCUCAACUACCAGGAGCCCAUCCCUCCCAACGCCCUGGGUCGGCCGAACGCCAAUGACGCCCAAGUGCUAAUGUGGAGGCCACGGCGAGGGGCGCCACUCGUCGUCAUACCGCCAAAAUAAGAGCCUGGAAUGUUUGCACAGACAAAACCUAUUGUCUGUUCUUGCCAAAACAAAAGACGAGGUACAGAACAGAUAGACGACCCAGUGGUGGAUAAUCCAAGUGGAUCUCACGCAACAGAAUACAGAGAACUGGCGUUGCAUCAAGUGUUAUUUGGCCAAGAGUUGCAUUUAAGGAGCUUUGCCAGCAUUUUUACAACUCUUUUUAGACGCACCACAGAGGUACCCAACGCCAAACAAGAACUGCAUCCUGCAUCCUUAUGUAGAUCUUAUUGCAUGCAAUGAGCAAAAACCGUCCUUGACAAGGUUAAGAAUCGUAUUUGUUUUGUAUACAUUAAGGACUUUUUGUGAUUGAGAAGUCACAUCAGCCAUAAAAGAUAGCACCAUCAGGCUGAUGAUACCUCUUCAGUGCCAUUAAAGGCCUUCAGCACACUCAUUUCCAGAGUAAAAGAAUGUAUUAAGAUUAAUUUAAAAGACGUGAAGUAUUAUAUUUAUCUUUUUAGGUUAAGAUCACGCAUCGGUCUCAUUGUAACAAGAAUAUCAGGUCAGUCUUCUCACUGAACGCUUGAGUUUAUAGCACAAUGAAAUCAUAGAAGAAACAUUUUUCAAUUCCAAAUCAAAGCUGAUAUUUUUUUUCUUAAUGUACCUGCUAUGUUAUCUUUAGGAUAUGUGCUCUUAUGCUUCCAAAAAAGGAAAGGUACAAGAACAAAUGUCACAUUUGGAACCAGGCUUGUUUGAAUCAGGGGUGUCAAACUCAUAAUAGCUCUGGGGCAGUACGGAGGAAAAUCUAUUCCCAAGUGGACCAGACUGGUAAAAUCAUGGCAGCAUGAUAACUUCAAAAUAAAGACAACUUCAUAUUGUUUUCUGCUUUGGCCAAAAAUACAACAAGCGCUUUCCGAAAAUGUGCAAAUCAAAUAAUCCUUUUGAAAAUUCAGAGGAAAAAAUUGGUGCAGUUUGAAAACACGAUGAACUUGGACUUUGUGUCAGUGUAUCGACAAAGCCAUCAAACUUUAAGUCACAGCCUAUCUGUGAUUGAACAACAUAAAUCAUGAAUAGAUAAAAACUCUUCCAGGUAUUUAAUACCUCAUUUGUCCUGUCCACGAAUUAACCCUGUGCUAACUCAACAAACCAUACAAACGGAGGUAGAAACUA